Molecule: messenger RNA, 4251 nt
Organism: Peromyscus californicus insignis
Lineage: Eukaryota; Metazoa; Chordata; Mammalia; Rodentia; Cricetidae
Gene: Vps16
Product: VPS16 core subunit of CORVET and HOPS complexes
Exons: 24
Coding region: 111-2630 (839 amino acids)
Biological process (GO): endosomal transport; vacuole fusion, non-autophagic; intracellular protein transport
Cellular component (GO): HOPS complex; lysosomal membrane; endosome
Molecular function (GO): actin binding
Source: RefSeq, a predicted model, not a curated record
GCUAUGGCGGCCUCGCCACGUGACCCCGACGGGCGGAAGCGGAAGUGCGGCCUGGAGCUUGCGCCAAGCGGGUGUUUUCUCGGCGCCUCUAGCCGUCAGCUGUAGCCGACAUGGACUGUUACACUGCGAAUUGGAAUCCACUCGGGGACUCUGCCUUUUACCGGAAAUAUGAACUGUACAGCAUGGACUGGGACCUGAAGGAGGAACUCAAGGAUUGUUUGGUGGCUGCUGCACCCUAUGGGGGUCCGAUUGCUCUCCUGAGGAACUGUUGGAGAAAAGAGAAGACUGCCAGCGUGCGGCCAGUACUGGAGAUCUACUCUGCUUCUGGCAUGCCACUGGCCAGCCUGCUGUGGAAGAGUGGGCCUGUGGUGGCCCUCGGCUGGUCAGCUGAGGAGGAGCUGCUCUGUGUGCAAGAAGACGGUGCAGUGCUAGUUUAUGGGCUUCAUGGAGACUUCCGGAGGCACUUCAGCAUGGGCAAUGAGGUGCUUCAGAACCGAGUCCUGGACGCCCGGAUCUUUCACACUGAGUUUGGUUCUGGGGUGGCCAUCCUCACAGGGGCCUUUCGCUUCACCCUGAGUGCCAAUGUGGGUGACCUCAAACUCCGUCGGAUGCCAGAGGUGCCAGGUCUGCAAAGUGCACCCUCAUGUUGGACCACACUGUGCCACGACAGAGUAACGCACAUUCUUCUGGCUGUAGGACCUGAUCUUUACCUCUUGGAUCAUGCCACGUGCUCCACAGUGACACCUGCUGGUCUAGCCCCGGGAGUGAGCAGCUUCCUACAGAUGGCUGUAUCCUUCACGUAUCGUUACCUGGCACUCUUCACAGACACGGGCUACAUCUGGAUGGGGACAGCGUCACUCAAGGAGAAGCUGUGUGAGUUCAACUGCAACAUCCGGGCACCCCCGAAGCAGAUGGUCUGGUGUAGUCGUCCUCGAAGCAAGGAAAGGGCCGUUGUGGUGGCCUGGGAGAGGCGGCUGAUGGUGGUGGGCAAUGCACCUGAAAGUAUUCAGUUUGUGCUAGAUGAGGACUCCUACUUAGUGCCUGAGCUUGAUGGGGUCCGCAUCUUCUCGCGCAGCACCCAUGAAUUCCUGCAUGAAGUCCCAGUGGCCAGUGAAGAGAUCUUCAAAAUUGCCUCAAUGGCCCCUGGAGCACUGCUGUUGGAGGCCCAGAAGGAGUAUGAGAAAGAGAGCCAGAAAGCAGAUGAGUACCUACGGGAGAUCCAGGAGCUGGGGCAGCUGAUCCAGGCUGUGCAACAGUGCAUUGAGGCUGCAGGACAUGAGCACCAGCCAGACAUGCAGAAGAGUCUGCUCAGGGCGGCUUCCUUUGGAAAGUGUUUCCUCGACAGGUUCCCACCUGACAGUUUCGUGCGCAUGUGUCAGGACCUGCGAGUGCUCAAUGCUAUUAGGGACUACCACAUUGGGAUCCCUCUGACCUAUAGCCAAUACAAGCAGCUCACCAUCCAGGUGCUGCUGGACAGACUUGUGUUGCGGAGGCUUUACCCUCUAGCUAUCAAGAUAUGCGAGUACCUGCGCCUUCCUGAAGUACAGGGUGUCAGCAGGAUCCUAGCCCACUGGGCCUGCUACAAGGUGCAGCAGAAAGAUGUCUCAGAUGAGGAUGUGGCACGGGCUAUCAAUCAGAAGCUGGGUGACACGCCUGGUGUGUCAUAUUCUGACAUCGCUGCACGAGCCUAUGGCUGUGGCCGCACUGAGCUAGCCAUCAAGCUGCUGGAGUAUGAGCCACGCUCGGGGGAGCAGGUACCUCUUCUCCUAAAGAUGAAGAGGAGCAAACUAGCACUGAGCAAGGCCAUUGAGAGUGGAGACACUGACCUGGUGUUCACAGUGCUGCUGCACCUAAAGAAUGAACUAAAUCGAGGAGACUUUUUCAUGACGCUGCGGAACCAACCCAUGGCCCUCAGUUUGUAUCGACAGUUCUGUAAGCAUCAGGAGCUAGACACGCUGAAGGACCUCUACAAUCAAGAUGACAACCACCAGGAGCUGGGCAGCUUCCACAUCCGGGCCAGCUAUGCCGCUGAAGAGCGAAUUGAGGGGCGAGUAGCAGCUCUGCAGACGGCAGCUGAUGCCUUCUACAAGGCCAAGAAUGAAUUUGCGGCCAAGGCCACAGAGGAUCAGAUGAGGCUCCUGCGGUUACAGCGGCGUCUGGAAGAUGAGCUGGGGGGACAGUUCCUAGACCUGUCUCUACAUGACACAGUCACCACUCUUAUCCUUGGAGGCCACAACAAGCGUGCAGAGCAGCUAGCACGUGAUUUUCGCAUCCCUGACAAAAGGCUCUGGUGGCUAAAGCUGGCUGCCCUGGCAGAUUUGGAAGAUUGGGAGGAGCUGGAGAAGUUUUCCAAGAGCAAGAAAUCACCGAUUGGCUACCUGCCCUUUGUAGAGAUCUGCAUGAAACAACAUAACAAGUAUGAGGCCAAGAAGUAUGCUUCCCGGGUGGGCCCUGAGCAGAAGGUCAAGGCUUUGCUUCUUGUUGGGGACGUGGCUCAGGCUGCAGAUGUGGCUAUUGAGCACCGGAACGAAACGGAGCUGAGCCUCGUUUUGUCCCACUGCACUGGAGCUACAGAUGGGGCCACAGCGGACAAGAUUCAGCGGGCCAGAGCACAAGUCCAGAAGAAGUGAAGUGCCUGCCCGUGGGGGGCUAGUUACAAGCCAGAGAUGUCCAGAUGUAAAUAAAUUUGGAACGCUAAUUGAGAAUAGUUGUUGUAUGCCGUCUAGCCUAAGAUUAGCAGGCUUGAGGCAGAACCAUCUAGCCUCUGCAACAGAACUCCACAUAUUUGAUUAUAUUGAGGCUGUGAAUAGGAACUUAUAAGAGAGACCUAUUUAUUCACGUGGUUGCUCUCUCAGAAGCUGUCUCUAGCCUGGAGGAAGGUAUCAAGAGAGAUGGCAUAAAAUUCAAGCACCAAUCCAGCAAGACCCACACCAAAAAGAUUACAUGUGUGUGUUCUCACAAGAACCAUACUAUAUACUUUGCCAUUAUUUCAUUCAUUCCUCAUGACAGUUCUGAGAUGUAUAACAUCCUUCUCUUUGUAGAAAAGAAAACUGAAAACCAGAGAUUGGUGAAAACAGAUAUGUUAUAAAAGAAAGAUUUGGGCUGGCAAGAUGGCUCAGCAGCUAAAGGCUCUUGCUGCCAAUUCUGGCAACUUGAGUUUAAACCCCUGUCCUCUGACCUUUACCCACAUACACACACACACACACACACACACACACACACACACACAUACACACACUGAAUGAAUGGGUGGAUGAGUGAAUGAGUGAGUGAGUAAGACUAACUAGAAGUAAAUGAGGAUUUGAAACUAGGUUUGACUCUAGGCUGGAACUGAAGUCAGGCCUUCUGAUCUGGGAAGACAGAGGCAAGGCCCCUACAUUGCCCUGCGGUAAAGAUUGGAGAAUGUAUGGGAAGCCCAUGACCAUCCCAUUGUUAGGGUUGGAGGAAACAUCUUUGAGACCCUUGGCUGUUGAACAGGAAGUAAUGAGCAGUUGUUGGGUGGUUUCAGAGCUUGGAAAAAUAGGGAUGGAAGAUCGUCUCAGGUCUGUCCAAGAGCAAUUGCUGUGAACUGGACCCCCUAAUCCCAUCCUACUUCCGUGAGUCCUUCACCUCCAGUCAGCAAGAGGGCUUUGGCUUUCUGCCUUCUGAUGCAGCCCCCAGACAAUACUCCAGUGUACUACAGCAUUCCCAUCUGUCAAUGUCAAAAUCCUAUCCUCCAUGCCCCCCCAAACACACACACACACACACACACACACACACACACACACACACUUGUUAGCAGAAAGAAACCAAAGCCUAAAGGAAAGGACCGCACUAGAGCUUCCCACAUUUCCCUCUCUGCCACUCCUUGUCCUAACUAUGCUUUUAAAAGGCAAGAGAAGCUAGGCAUGGUGGCGUACACCUGUAAUCCCAAUACUUGGAAAGCUGCAGUAGGGAGACUGCUGUGAGUUCAAGACAAGCAUAGGCUAUACAUGACAAGACCCUGUCUCCAAAAACAACUACCACAACAAACAGAUGUGGUGGUGCAAGACUGAAAUCCCAGUGUUUAGGAGGCAGAGGUAGGAUGACUUCUACCAGCCUGGGCUGUAUAACAAGUUCCAAACCAGCUAGAACUACAUAUCAAGACCUGUCUCAAAAAAACAGGAAAGAGAUUCUGGGCUUGGUAAGGUGUCGCUUCCUUUAUUCCCAUCUAAUUUGUAAAUGCAAGUUUGUGAAAAAUCCUCCAAGAAAAUAUAUUUCAGUAUAAAACAA